Dibothriocephalus latus is the source of this 243-nucleotide messenger RNA. The record is from the annotation of a GenBank genome assembly. Lineage: Eukaryota; Metazoa; Platyhelminthes; Cestoda; Diphyllobothriidea; Diphyllobothriidae.
AUGGCGGGUUCUUGUCCCGCUGUUUGUGACUACCGAUGCUCAAAGCAAGCACUGCACGAGAAAGCCAAGAUUGAACGCCGUGAGAAAAUUAUGCGUAACAGGGAACGCAAGACAGCCAACCGGACGCAUGUCUUGGAUGAUGCGCCUCUACAACCCCAGCGGCCUCCACCAGCUGACGGCCACGGCAACUCACCGCGCCACUUCCGCCGGACUUUCCCCCACAUCCGCCGGGACCUUCACUAG